AUGUCACAACCCUCUCGGGCUUUGUAUAUUUUUCUUAAAAUAACAGGCAUUCCAUUUGAAUCGAAAGAAAUUGCAUUACGAAAACUUGAACAGAUGACCGAUGAAUAUGCUCAAAUAAAUCCAUUUAAAAAAGUACCAGUUAUACAAGAUUCAGGAUUUAUUCUUACUGAAAGUGUGGCAAUUUUCAAUUAUCUUUGUGAUAAAUACAAAAUGCAUGAUUGGUAUCCAACAGAUUUAAAACAACGAGCACGUGUUAAUGAAUAUACUCAUUGGCACCAUUUAAAUUUACGUGCUACUGGAUCAAUGCUUUUUCGUGCAAAAGUUAUUACACCUCGUAUGACAAAUAAGCCACCAAAUGAACAUGAAUUAGAAAAAUGGUUUCAACGAUGGCAAGAAUCAAUAAAUGAUCUUGAAUGUGUAUGGUUAACUCGCUCAUCUUAUUUAGCUGGUGAUCAUUUAACAAUUGCUGAUUUACUUGGUAUUUGUGAACUAAUGCAACCGAUUGCUGCAGGUUAUGAUUUAGAUAAAGAAAAAUUUCCUCGUGUUCACAAUUGGAUGGAAAGAGUAAAAAAUGAAACACAACCUUUUUUUGAUCAAGCACAUGCUAUACCUAUGCGUAUGAGAAAUGCAAUGUUGGAAAAACAAAAAUCCCAACUUUAA
Rotaria sp. Silwood1 is the source of this 660-nucleotide messenger RNA. The record is from the annotation of a GenBank genome assembly. Lineage: Eukaryota; Metazoa; Rotifera; Eurotatoria; Philodinida; Philodinidae.